Messenger RNA from Cheilinus undulatus (humphead wrasse), 3002 nucleotides. RefSeq names its product protein O-linked mannose N-acetylglucosaminyltransferase 2 (beta 1,4-) (gene pomgnt2). Lineage: Eukaryota; Metazoa; Chordata; Actinopteri; Labriformes; Labridae. Gene Ontology annotation, molecular function: protein binding; protein O-acetylglucosaminyltransferase activity. The transcript has 3 exons. The record is from RefSeq and is a predicted model, not a curated record. The coding region runs from base 492 to 2300 and encodes 602 amino acids. Gene Ontology annotation, biological process: protein O-linked glycosylation via mannose. Gene Ontology annotation, cellular component: endoplasmic reticulum.
CUCUGUGUCUCUGCCUUUCUGAGAGCUAGGCUAGCUGGUAAACAACACCAAAAAAGCCCCGGCGUAGUGUGGGACAAUGUAAUGACUGAACACGCCGUUGUUUUUGAGUAUUAGUCUCGGUAUCCAUUAUUUUACCGCUUUUUGUUCCCAACUACAUGCCUUGUGUUCCCGUUCACGACCGUCUCUGCAAAAGGCUGGUACAUUACUGAGGUCCACUGAUGCUGCCUAAAUGAGCUAACCUUUCAACUGUCCUCAGAGAAACAAAAAGCUGCAUUUUCACCGAGGUCUGAGCAACCGUCAUCGUCCCAGUGUAGAGGUCUGCUGCUGAAUGCCGGACCACAGAGGUCUGCUCGAGGUCUGCAGCCAAGUGCCUCUCCCAUUUUCGGCUAGCCGCUGAGAGUUGUUGCCUGGUGGUGGAUGUCUCGUCGCCUUCACCGCCUGAGGUCGGAGGCCAGUUGGAGUAGGGGGGUGGCUCCUGGGCAUCAGCAGUGAUGCGUGCUUCAGUGGCAGGCUGCAGGAUGAGCGUGGGCACGCUCAUAAAUGGGCUGCUGGUCUCUGUGGUCGCAGCCCUCCUUUGGAAGUAUUCCAAGCUGAGCGAGCAUGCCACCCUGCUGGAGGAGGAGCUGCACAUGACACGGCAGUCCCAGGAACUCUCUCAAGCCCGCAUCGACUACCAUGUCGCCCUGCAGGCCCUUCAGGAACACGGCACCCGCAUGGUCUGCACGGGGAAGAUGCACACUGACCGAAUCUGCCGCUUUGACUACCUCUGCUACAGCUCAGAGGCAGAGGAGUUUGUGUUCUUCCACUCAAACUCCUCUGUCAUGCUGCCUAACCUGGGGUCCAGGCGCUUUCAGCCUGCCCUGCUGGACCUAUCUUCAGUAGAGGACCACAACACACAGUACUUUAACUUCUUAGAACUCCCAGCUGCUACUUUAAAGUUUAUGCCUAAGCCUGUUUUUGUACCAGAUGUAACUCUGAUAUUAAACCGGUUUAAUCCUGACAACCUAAUGCACGUGUUUCACGACGACCUCCUCCCAGCCUUUUAUACGAUGAAGCAGUACUCAGACCUGGAUGAUGAGGCUCGUUUAGUUUUUAUGGAGGGCUGGGGUGAAGGCCCACACUUUGACCUGUACAAACUUCUCAGCAGUAAGCAGCCUCUGCUAAAAGAACAGCUGAGGAACUUUGGCAAACUCAUGUGUUUUACAAAGUCUUACGUUGGCUUGUCCAAAAUGACCACCUGGUACCAGUACGGCUUUGUCCAGCCACAGGGGCCCAAAGCCAAUAUAAUGGUGUCAGGGAACGAGAUCCGCCAGUUUGCCGGGGCUCUGAUGGAGAAAAUGAACAUCACAAGAGUGGAGGAGCUAGAGAAAGAAGGAGCCAGCUCUGAGGAUGAGAAGGAGAAAGAGAAGAAGGAUGAAUACAUUGUUGUGUUUAGUCGCUCAACGACGCGGCUGAUACUGAAUGAAGCAGAGCUUAUCAUGGUGCUGGCCCAGGAGUUCCAGAUGAGGGUUGUCACUGUAUCCCUGGAGGACCAGACAUUCCCCAGUAUUGUCCAGGUCAUCAGUGGUGCCUCCAUGUUAGUCAGUAUGCAUGGAGCUCAGCUGAUCACCUCACUUUUCCUCCCUAGGCGGGCGACUGUUGUAGAGCUCUUUCCCUUUGCUGUGAACCCAGAGCAGUACACCCCCUAUAAAACCCUCGCCUCCCUUCCAGGCAUGGACCUUCACUACAUCUCCUGGAGAAAUACAAAGGAGGAGAACACCAUCACACACCCGGACAGACCCUGGGAACAAGGAGGCAUCGCUCACUUGGAGAAAGAGGAGCAAGAGCGGAUACUGGCGAGCAAUGACAUCCCGAGGCAUCUGUGCUGCCGUAACCCAGAGUGGCUCUUCCGGAUCUACCAGGACACUUUAGUGGACAUCCCAUCUUUCUUGGAAGUCCUAAAAGAGGGAAUGAAGACGAAGCCCAGCAUGAAAAAGUCAAAACCAGCAAGUGUAGUCCACCCGGGUCGGGUCAGAGAACCACAGUGCCAGACUUCAGUACAGAACACUAAUGAGGCCAAACUCACAGUGUCGUGGCAGAUCCCAUGGAAUCUAAAAUACCUGAAGGUGAGAGAGGUGAAGUACGAAGUCUGGAUCCAAGAACAGGGAGAGAACACCUAUAUGCCUUACAUCCUGUCCCAGCAGAACUACACUUUUUCAGAAAACAUCAAGCCCUUCACCACAUACCUGGUGUGGGUUAGAUGCAUCUUUAACAAGAACCUCCUGGGCCCGUUUGCAGAUGUUCUUAUGUGCAGGACCUAGAAUAAACAUCAUAUUUGUUGGUUUCUGUGCAGUUUUACACAGAAGCUGAUCCAUGCCUGUCCUCGAAAGUCAUCCUGGAAAAUCUGUUUCAUUACAGUUCUUCCAGCAGAGGUGAAACAGCAUCACUACAGGCUGUUGACUCUCACAAGGUGACAUGUUUUUGGCUGGAACAGAUUUAUGGAUUAACUGCAAAAAACUUGAAGCACAGGGUCUGAACUCACUGGCAACAGCCUCUGCUGAAUGGAAAGUCUAUUUCCUGUACCUAUGAAAGAAAGAAAGAGCUACUCUACUGAAGAUACCAGAAUUCAAAGAAACAGAUUUAUUUAUGUGAAGAAUAAUAUAAAAUGUUUUUUUUUAGUAUUAGUCGAACACUGGUUCUUUACCUUUUACAGUAUGCAAUAUAUCGUUUCUGUGGCGAGAGAGAGUUUAGAAUAGUACGAAUUUUUUGUGUUUCCUGACUUGUCCAAUGUCUGUGUGUGUGAUACCUGUGUGGUUCAUUUACCUACAAAUAGAGCUCAACAGUGUGGCGUCAGAGGUGGAAAUCCUGUUUAUCUUCUCCAUAGCAGAAUCAAUUGUUGUUAUUAUUUUAUUACCCUUUAACAAAACAGCACCGCUGAAGCAAAUAGACACAGAUUGGAAAGGAAAAGAAAAAGGGAAAUGCAUUUAUAUACCAUGCAGAUCUAUAAAGCACACAUAGGGAAC